Molecule: messenger RNA, 1069 nt
Organism: Lasiosphaeria miniovina
Lineage: Eukaryota; Fungi; Ascomycota; Sordariomycetes; Sordariales; Lasiosphaeriaceae
Exons: 1
Coding region: 1-666 (221 amino acids)
Source: RefSeq, a predicted model, not a curated record
AUGCCCCGCCACAUGUCGCGGUCACGGUCACGGUCACGGUCACGGUCAAGGCCAAGGCCGUCCAGGACGGCAGACAUGGGCAACGACGACAGACUGUCGUCAGCGCCGCGGAGCCCACCGCCCCAGACAUCGGCCACUACCAGCGUGACGCCCGACAGCGUAGAGUCGCCCGGCCUCGACCUCCAAGAACUGGAGCCGAUCCCCAUGACUCCCAGCCCGCGAUGGAACGUCGGGGCCCGCCGCCACAGCAGCAGCGCCGCCAUCGCAGGGCCGUCCACCGUCUCUCACACCUCGCCGCCUGCAAUAGCUCCCCACCGCCACGUCUUUGGCCCCGCGGCCGAGGCAUACGGCGGUGGAGGCUCACAAUACGUCGACGGGCGAUAUAACUCGCCCCCAUCGCAGACGAUAUCGCCCACCAACGUGCAGGGGCACGGGUACGAGCAGAGCGCCGGGCGGAAAAGCGCUCACCAUGUCGUGUUCCUAGCGCAGGACAGCCCACGCGCGGGGCCGGUUCCAGAGAAGAAGCUCGACAAAGCGGCGCGCGAAAUCAAGACCAGGCCGAGACAAGCCAGGGAACCGAAGCUGAAAGGGGAGCUUUCUUGCAUGUUCUGCAUGGCCGGGACCUGGGCGCUUGUUUUCUUGCUCUUUUGUUUAUUCUACAUGUGAGCCCUCACCCCGUUGCUCUUUGGUUUGCCUGUGAAUCAUAAUGACCAAAUGUGGUGCAGUUCCGGGGCUUGCGUGGGCUAGUGGAGCACGAUCGACCAGCCAAUCUGGAACAUGAGCCACCCGUGCUGGGGGCGUCAGGGUAGAUGAUGGGGGUAUCCGUACGGGUCGAGGAUGAAGUCAGUUGCGGGAGGCGGUGGGCUUUGGUAGGGGUAGGAGUUUAGGGGGGAUCAUGUAGCCCAAUACCAACAGAUCAGGCUGGAAGCCCACGUCUGAGCUUGUAACAGAACAGCAGCUUGAACACGGCAGGCGAUGGAGGGAGGAGAGAAACAGAGAUUUAAAUGUACUGUAGCCUGUGGCCCAGAAUACCUCGUCUAGCUUCCGGUAGUAUCAACCUAAAAUCCAC